Purpureocillium lilacinum is the source of this 651-nucleotide messenger RNA. The record is from RefSeq and is a predicted model, not a curated record. Lineage: Eukaryota; Fungi; Ascomycota; Sordariomycetes; Hypocreales; Ophiocordycipitaceae.
AUGCCUAAGGCUCCAAAUCCGCCGCCUAUUGGCGAGACGGCUGAGGAGGAGGCCGCACAAUCCGCCGGUGAGCAGGGGCGUGAGCAUGAACGUGCCCGAAAUUCAUGGCAUGUUGGUGUACCGGCGCGGUGUAAUAUUGGGCGGCGUCUCGUUCCAUGCCGCUCUUCACUUCCUUGCCGUGAGGAGAGAAGAGACGACGUCGACGAUUCCCCUGACCUGAAAUUGCUGGCGAAAAUGACGAACCAACCAAGUUGCAAAGUGAGGCAGCCGCGUCGCUGGUAUCCGAGAAAAUGUCCGUGGGGUUGUAGAUGUGGCUGCCUGAGAGAAGUGCUCUCGGCCAUCCAUCGCCUUGCGACGGGCCGUGACCAAGAUUUAAGCGCCUUGCGAAAAGCUAUGGCCAUGGCCAAGGCCAAGAUACGUGGUGACACGCGCGCGCGCCUUGGGACCAGAGCAACUUUCGGGUUUGACUGGACCAUGAGAGCGCAAGGCGCAAGAAUUGUUGAGGCGAGGUGUUUGAGAUGCCGUUGGCAUGAAUCGAACGUGGGCGGCCCGAGUGGCACGAGGCCGUGUCUGCUGCAAGUCAUGGUGAGCCUGGUAUGCGAGACGGAGGGUGUGAUUAAGAAGACACUUGAGGUCGGGCCAACGACCUAG